This is a messenger RNA of Penicillium psychrosexuale, 441 nucleotides long. RefSeq names its product transcriptional regulator family TF. The transcript has 2 exons. Lineage: Eukaryota; Fungi; Ascomycota; Eurotiomycetes; Eurotiales; Aspergillaceae. Bases 1 to 441 code for a protein of 146 amino acids. The record is from RefSeq and is a predicted model, not a curated record.
AUGUCGCACUCGACGGAGCUCCCACUUCCACCUCUAAAAGAUGUGAUCACGCAGUUGCUUGAAACUCCUUUAGGUAAUGACCCAAUACCAUGGGGUCUUUCGGUCUCAGUAGAGCAUCUUCUGAUUCUGAUUUACGCCAUUAAUUCCCUCGCCUUCCAAGCGAGAGCUGGCUUAUUAAGAUACCUAUCGCUCGAUAGAAUACGGUGUGCGUCUAGCAAUUGGAGGCGCAUCUGGGAUUCUGUCAUUGGUCUCCUAGAUAAGGAUCAAUUCCUUCAUCUUGGGUAUCCGAAACACGCUCAGGAGCUUUGGUGGUUGUUGAACGCUACUCUGGAUGCUACUGGCAGAUCUGAUGUCAGCCUUCGGUAUAUGGAUAACACCGCUACCGAUGACUUGGGGAAUUUGAAUGAAUUCAUUCAAUGGUGUCAUCAAAGUCCGCCAUAG